GAAAUAGUGUAGAUUAUUUUCAUCAGUCUGCGUUAGGCACACAUAGAAUUAUUAUGUUGUUAUUUAAGUUUGUUUUAUCGGUUCUUUUGUUGGUGGUUGUUUAUAAAUUAUACAAAAGAUGGCGAAUGAGGGCGAUUUUAGGAAGGAUCCCCGCACUACCCGGUGUAUGGCCUGUAGGAAAUCUGGAUAUUCUUUGGAGAAAUCCCUCCCCAGAGGAAAUUUUCCAGUUUUUCCGAGAUAUGGCGGAGAAAUUUCGACCGAUUUAUCGGAUAAGUACCCCCUUUUUUGUAGUAGUCAUGUUUCUUCAUCCCGAUGAUUAUGAGACCAUCCUGUCUCAACCUAAACACAUGGAAAAAAGCUUCGUAUAUAGCUUCCUGCAGGACUGGCUUGGCACAGGCUUACUCACCAGCUUCGGAAAAAAAUGGCAUAAAAGGCGCAAACUGCUCACCAAAGCGUUUCACUUUAGCAUCUUGCAGCAAUUUUUGAAAAUUUUCAAUGACGAAACUGCGCAUUUAAUCGAACGAGUCGAAAAACUAAAUGCUGAGGGAGAAGAAUUUAUUAAUGUUACUAGACUGGUUACCCAACUGACUCUUCAAUCCAUGAUGGAUACGUCAAUGGGUACAAGCCAAAUAGACACGAACAUCCUACAAAGAUACCGACAAAAUAUUUACAAAAUCGGACAUCUGAUGAUCCAAAGGGUGAUAAAGCCGUGGGCAAACUUACCCAUUAUAUAUUGGCUAACUAAGCGGGGACGCGAACAAAAACUGAUUAUAAAUCAACUACACGAAUUCACUCAUAACGUGAUUAAGCAGAGGGAACGCAAAAUCUUGGGGGAAGAAAUCGAUGUGGGGACCCCCGAUAGUUACUCGGGCAGGAAAUUUAUGAAGAUGUUGGACAUUUUGUUGUACGAGAAGAUUUAUGAAAACGGGAUCGAUUAUGAGGGGAUUAGGGAGGAGGUUGACACGUUUAUGUUUGAGGGGCACGAUACUACUGCUUCUGCCAUUACUUUUUUGUUAAUGUGUCUGGCUGAGUAUCCUCACUUUCAAGAAGAAGUAAGGAAAGAAAUCUUCGAAGUUCUAGGCCCUACCAGUCUCCCUACGUACCAAGACCUCCAGAAUCUCCCCUACAGUGAAAUGUUCAUAAAAGAGACUCUUAGACUCUAUCCUAGUGUACCUUUUAUCUCGCGCACUGCCAGCGAGGAUUUCAUUACCUUUUCCGGUCAUAAAAUCAUUAAAGGAACAAUUAUGCAUUUGGUAAUUUACGAUUUACAUCGGGACCCGGAAAUUUAUCCCGAUCCCUUAAAAUUCGACCCGAACAGGUUUUUGCCGGAAAAUUGUGAUAAAAGGCACCCGUUUGCCUUUGUACCAUUUAGCGCCGGACCACGAAACUGUAUCGGUCAAAGGUUUGCCUUGUUGGAAAUUAAGGCAGCAUUAUGUGGUAUUUUAAGGAAGUUUAGGUUGGAAUAUGAUCCGGAUACAGACAAAACUAUGGUUACUGAUUUAAUUUUACAUCCAAAGAAUGACAUCAAAGUUAAAUUUGUUCCGUUAAGCAAAAACAUGUAGAAGUUUGCAAUUGUUUGUAUAGUUUAUAUAAAUUUGUUAUGUUCUUA
Molecule: messenger RNA, 1609 nt
Organism: Anthonomus grandis grandis
Lineage: Eukaryota; Metazoa; Arthropoda; Insecta; Coleoptera; Curculionidae
Product: cytochrome P450 4V2-like
Exons: 8
Coding region: 54-1562 (502 amino acids)
Molecular function (GO): heme binding; monooxygenase activity; oxidoreductase activity, acting on paired donors, with incorporation or reduction of molecular oxygen
Source: RefSeq, a predicted model, not a curated record